Messenger RNA from Cadophora gregata, 876 nucleotides. RefSeq lists its product as uncharacterized. The transcript is spliced from 2 exons. The coding region runs from base 1 to 876 and encodes 291 amino acids. The record is from RefSeq and is a predicted model, not a curated record. Lineage: Eukaryota; Fungi; Ascomycota; Leotiomycetes; Helotiales; Ploettnerulaceae.
AUGUUUAUGGACGCUCUUGGCGAAGAAAUAGACGACCCUGAAACAGAGUCUUUCCUUCUCUUCUCACAAUCCAUUCCGUCACAGAAUCUUGGAUUUGUCGACUCUAAGGCCACAUUACUGGAGCUAACAAUUGGUGACCGAGACCUGUCGAUCAACCAAUCACCGACGAUAUUGUCUUCAAAUAGAGGUGGUGGUACAACUGGUGCAGUCAUUUGGAAAAUUACCCCUCUUCUCGCGAGAUGGAUAACCUCCACCAACAUCCUCUUCAGACUUGGCAUUCUUGACUGCGAGUCCACGGUACUAGAGCUCGGCUGUGGCAUAUCGGGGAUCAUUGGGCUGUCUCUAGGGCCACUUAUCAAGUCCUACGUUUUGACAGAUCAGGACUAUGUCAUGAAACUCCUGAACCAAAAUCUGACACAAAAUCGACAAGAGACGUCUACUGUCAACAAAGGACGGAAGAGCUUAUCGAAGCCCAAGAGAGGUUCCGUACCAACAAACCCAUUGCAGGCCACCAGCAACAUCACUGCUCGGCCAUUGGACUGGGAAACGGACGAGGUGACAGCUUCGCUUACAGGUAGUGACUCAAACAAGAGCUUUGAUGCUGUGAUAGCUUGUGAUUGUAUCUACAACGAUACCCUGAUCAGACCCUUGGUACAGACUUGUGUCGAUGCUUGCAAGCUACGAGUGGCGGACGAUCUGGAGAAAAGUCCAUCUGUCUGCAUUGUAGCACAGCAGCUUCGUUCAUCGGAAGUGUUUGAAGGCUGGCUUAAAGAGUUCCACAUAUUGUUUCGAGUCUGGCGAGUCCCAGAUGAAGAGCUCAUUGAUGGUCUGAAGUCAGAUUCGGGGUUCGUCGUACACAUUGGCAUCUUGCGUUAG